Molecule: messenger RNA, 1620 nt
Organism: Lachnellula hyalina
Lineage: Eukaryota; Fungi; Ascomycota; Leotiomycetes; Helotiales; Lachnaceae
Exons: 4
Coding region: 1-1620 (539 amino acids)
Source: RefSeq, a predicted model, not a curated record
AUGGGACGACUUGAAUCACUCACAGCUCUUGCUCUUGGCCGUGGGCCAUACGAAGACCAUGUCGUCGAGUGGGCUGGCGAUGAGAAUCUACGGCACAAUGGCCAAUUAUAUAACGAGCAUGGCCACCCAAGAAACCCCGAGACAAGGCGACGAGAGCGGGAAGCUGUGCGGGCAGCUAAUGAAGUCAUGCAGGCGACUGGUGUUGUGGAAGACGCGAAGACGGCCCUGAUCAAGGUUAAGAAAGCCACUACCGAGAAGCAUAAAGAGACGUUUACAGGUCUAAGGUUGAUGGAGGUUGGUCGCGCUGCUCUUAUUGGUGGUGUGUGGGGAGUUCUGGGUUUAAGGCGGCGGAUUUUGCUAUAUAGACCUUAUGGCGACCUUUUGUUCUUCCAAAUUCUCCAGCAAGAGAAGACCAAGUCUGGACUACUACACGUGAUCGGUGCUGGUUUUCCAGCUGUCUGUGCCUAUCAUGUCGCUGAUUGGGCCUCGUUCACUUGCGAAAUCGUACUUGACGCGAUAUGGGAAGAAGAAGGAAAGAACAAGGCCUCGCCGAGACAAAUGCAGGUGAAGGAAAUAAUACAAAAGGUACUCGACUUUGGUUUCUGCUACAUCACACUGCAUUUUCGCAUGUUUGCUGUCCUCCAACAACUUAACGUUGUCCCUUCAUCUUGUCUUCUCCCUACUAUCGGGUCCUUUAUUCCUUUUCUGGAGGGGCCACCUUUACUGUUUCCAGUACCUAUUCUUCGAGGAAACACAAUAUUUUCUGCUUCUCUUGAAAUUCUUAAAUCAGCCAUACCUCUUGUUCUAGUCUUACUUCACGGAAGAGCAAAAUUCAUCGCAUCACAAAUCCUAUACCGACCAAUCUACAAAAGUCUCCCUCGACCGACAGGUGACAGCAUGUUUGGGGGCUUACAAAUAUCCCCACCGACAAUGGAAUACGAUACUCCAGAUCAACCCUUGCCGAAUCACCGUCCAUCCUCCUCCAGGACAGAAGACGAGCCCACAUUACGAGCUCUUGAAGGGCUCCCGGAUCUGGAGCGCACGGAGACGCGUACUCAUCCAGCUGAGGGCGAUUCGGAUUCCAGUGCUGACGAUGGCGAAUUGACCCAUCCGACAUUGAUCAGCUUCGAUGUGGAGGCGAACGAUGGCGAACCCCAGGACCCAGCUAUCGAGGCAGCUUUGGGUCACUGGUCUGCGGAAUUACGAAGUGCAAACGAGCCACCAACGGAUGAGCGCAAAUACCAUGUGACGGGGUUGACGAUGCUGCCUACCAUCAUGGCUACGGAAGGUCUGAGGGAAAUAGCCGCAGGUAUAAUAGUGAUGCCAAUCGAGGCCUUGAUGGUUCGCUCCAUAGGCGGAUUGUAUCGCACCCGUCUAGGGCUUGGAAUGGAUGAUAUGUACUCAUGGUGGUCGCCUGUACGUCUUCCUGGCUUGCGGAAUAUUUGUUGGGCAUUGGUUCUUCAAUUGGGUAUCACCGGGGUGUUUUGGACAGGCUUUACUGUUAUAUCUCAGUGGGCUAUCGUAUCUGAGUGGGCUAGACAACGCGAGGCCACGCAGAAGAAUGAAGAGCAAGAGAACAAUACGGCUGGAAGACCGACGAGAGGUAGCUCGACUAACUAA